UCAACCAGCCCUUGCCCCAGCCCCUGACCUAGCCCCAGCCCCGGUGUUGGUAGAGGGGUCUCCCAGCCCAGGAUGCAGGGGUGCUCCAGCCAGGUUCACCCAGGAUGCCUAUCACUCAGGAGAACGCCCAGGACCACCUGGGCCUGCUGGAGGACUGGCUCCAGACUCAGACCAGAGACCAGCUCCAUGACGACAUCCCCGAGGGAGACCAGGACUCGUAUCAGGAGGGGGAGAGUGACAACACCAGCAGCACCUCCAGCAGAGACAUGUCCCUCUGCCAGGCUGCCGUCACCAAGCUGGUGGAGUACAUCCAGAUGAACUUUGUGGAGGGUGAGAGCCCCCUUCCCCCGACUCCCACCCUGCCCCCCCUCCAGGAGAGGCUGGACUCGGUGGUGAGGGCCGUGUGUCUCACCAAGGGACCGGGCGACGGGGCGGAGUUUGGCCUCACCUUCGGGAACAUCCCCAUCUUCGGGGAUCCGGAGGGGAAGAGGAGGAGGAUGAGGAGGGGGAGGAGGGGGGACCAGGGCCCCCUGCUGGACGUGGGGUGCAUCUGGGUGACGGAGGUGAGGAAGGGGAGCCCGGCAGCACGCUGCGGGAAGCUGAAGCUCCGGGAUGAGCUGCUGUCACUCAACGGUCAGCUGAUGGUGGGCGUGGACGUGACGGGGGCCAGUUACCUGGCAGACCAGUGCUGGAACGGUGGCGUGGUCUUCCUGAUCAUGCUGCGGAGGAUCAAACGCAAGGCCCCGCCCCCUCCGUGCAACGGGAACGGGGUUUCCGGGGGCAACGGCGUGACAGGCCGAGCGAGCGAGCGGCGAGACAGCACCUCCUCCGACGCCCCCGGAAGCCCCGCCCUCAACGGCAAGCGGACGCGCAAGUUCGGGGUCACGUCCCGCGCCUCCGUCUCACGCGACGACGGGGGCCGUGACGACGGGGGCCGUGACGACGGGGGCCGGGACCCGGAGCUGGAGAACGGGUUUCACCCCGCGCCCUCUGGUGACUCCUCGCCAUCGCAGGACGAACCCUCCUGGAAGCCGGGUGGGCAGGGCUUGGCGGUGGACACGCCCACGGGGAAGUGGCGGGUGGCAGGGGCGGGGCUGAUGGCAGGGCACCUGCAGAACGGAGGAACAGCGACCCUUCCUACUCGCUCCCACACCCGCCUGUCAGAGAGCUGCCAAGCUGAAUCACCCAGCUGUGAGACAGAUAGCCAGCCCAGGGAGAGCAGCCACAUCUGGAAGAUGCACAUGGUGAAGGGUCAGGAGGGGCUGGGCAUCCAGAUCACGGGGGGGCGGGGCUCCAAGCGCUCGCCGCACGGCAUUGUGGUCGCCCACGUGGAGGAGGGUGGCGCCACCCAGAGGGACGGCCGUCUGAGGUCAGGUGAUGAGCUGCUGAUGAUAAACGGUCAGUCUCUGGUGGGACUGUCCCACCAGGAGGCCGUGGUCAUCCUGAGAGCCACCGAAGGACUAGUGCAGCUGGUGGUGGCCAGCAGGGAGGAGUCGGAGGUGGACUUCCACAGGUACCCGUCCACCAGCCUGCCGGACCUGGUCAGCACCUGUGCCGCUGCCUGCCCGAGCGGGCGAGCCUCCUCCAGGGACGACAUCGCUAGGGACCCCUUCCCCAAGGAGAGCCAGGGGACUGAGGGCCUGGAGGCCACCAGGGAGGACCUGACCUCCAGCAGCCUCUCUCUUCCCAGCCAUGACUCUUUGACGGAGCAGGAGAAGUUGGAGGAUAAAGGCCAGGGGGAGGAGAGAGGCCGGGGGGAAGAUAAAGGCCAGGGGGAGGAGAGAGGCCGGGGGGAAGAUAAAGGCCGGGGGGAGGCGUCUAAAGCCUGCUGCAGAAGUCCAACACCCAUGAAAUUUCGCAGCCGGUCACAAGGCGGGAGCAGUCGGCUGGAGUCCGUGGGCGAGGACGAUGAGCUGAUGGUGGAGAACGGUGAGACGGGCGGAGAGAUGGCCGACAAGCCGACGCGCAGCGGCCGCAAACACUCCCUUCCCCAGCAGCUGGACACGGCCGGAGUCCGCCAGGAGUAUCAGAUCGUGAAGAAGUCGGCUCGCUCGCUCAGCACAGUUCAAGUGGAAUCACCAUGGCGACUGGCCCAACCUUCCAUUAUCUCCAAUAUCGUCCUGAUGAAAGGACAGGGCAAGGGCCUGGGGUUCAGCAUCGUGGGAGGGCAGGACUCGGCGCGAGGACGGAUGGGGAUCUUCGUCAAGACCAUCUUCCCAAACGGAGCUGCAGUGGCCGACGGGCGACUGAAGGAAGGAGAUGAGAUCCUGGAGGUGAAUGGAGAGUCUCUGCUGGGCCUCACCCACCAGCAGGCUAUCCAGACCUUCAAGCAGCUGAAAAAGGGCGUGGUCACCCUGACGGUGAGGACUCGUCUCCGCAGCCCCAGCCUGACCCCCUGCCCCACCCCCACCCUGCUGAGCCGUGCCGGCUCCCCCAACUCCAGCGGGGGCACGCCCGUCCCCCCCGCCCCCGAAGAGGCCGACCGCAGGCCCCCCGCUGGGCCCCCCGGCCCGGGCCCCAAGGACCGCAUCAUCAUGGAGGUCACGCUCAACAAAGAGCUGGGCGUGGGGCUGGGUAUCGGUGCGUGCUGCCUAACCCUGGAGAACUCUGCUCCAGGCAUCUACAUCCACAGCUUGGCCCCUGGCUCUGUGGCCAAGAUGGACGGCAGACUCAGCCGUGGAGACCAGGUCCUGGAGGUGGACUCUGAGAGCUUGCGUCACGCUGCGCUGAGCGAGGCCUAUGCCAUCCUGAGUGAGUGUGGACCUGGACCGGUCAGUCUCAUCAUCAGCCGACACCCCAACCCCAAGAUGUCGGAGCAGGAGAUGGAUGAUGUGAUCGCCCGCUCCACACACAGGGACAGUAAGGAGGGCCAGGCCUCUCACACUCUGGGUCUCCCCUCCAAGAGCCCGUCCCCCACGGUGAAGGCCAGGCAGGGAGAGGGAUCUCCUGGCCUCAGCUGGACCAUGAAGAGGUUCCUGGAGCCGGCCAGCAGGCAGGGGUCCCUGAGUUCGGAGGCAGAGCUGUCCCAGUACUUCUCACAGGAAGCCCCCAGCACUUCCUGUCUGGCGGAACCCUUGGUGAUGGGCUCCAGCGAGGAGGAGGGGCUUCACCAGCGGGCCUGCUGCAGAAGCGUCUCAUUGGAAGAGCCCUCUGCCCAGCAACACGCGUUCAAAGACGUGUCCAGCGUGGUAGCAGACGGGGGCCCGGCGGCCCCCCCGGGGGAGGCCCCCCCCCCCCAGCCCCCUCGCCAGCUCAGCAGCUCCUCCCUCCGCAGCCCCCUCCUCCGCCAGCGCCGCGUCAUCUGCUACGACGACGAGCCUAGCGACGAGGAUGACGACAACGCCGGUGCCACGGCAACCGCGUUCCGCAGGGCCGUCGUACCGGGCGACGCCUGGCGCUCCCGUUUCCCGGAGAACGACUCCGGGAUUGUCAUCGCCACGUCGUCCGUGGAGGUGGACGAGGACAGCCAGGACGACAGGCGCGGGGGGGCGAGGGACAGCUCCCUAGAGUCGGACGAGGGCUUUCCCCUGGGCGGUGACUCCCCCUUCAUGCCGAUUCGCCACUUUGACCAGGAGGCGUGCGGCGGGGGCGUGUCCAGCAGUUUGGGCGUAAAGGAGCCACAGCGGCCCCGGGAGGCGGGGGGGCAGCUGGAGUCGAAGCGCUCGCCCAAACUGGAGCACAAGGCCGUGACUCGCGUCAAGAGCAUGAUGAGCAUCGAGACGCCCAACUCGCCUCAGCAGAGAGGGAAAGCAGAGGAGCUUUCCCAGGUCUCUCCACACCCCCAGGGCCCCCAGUCCAGGGGCUCCCUUCCCCGGGCCCAGCAGGGCAGGAAGGGGGAGGCCGGGGGGGAGGCCGGGGCCUGGAGCACGGACACGGUGGUACUGAGGAGGAGCGAGGACGAGUCGUUCGGUCUGGAUCUGGAGAUCAAGGCUUCUCCUGUCCAGGUGCUAGUGACAGGGCUGAGGCCAGGAGGCGCUGCCCAGAGGGAGUCCCAGGGGAAGAUGGCCGUCGGAGACGAGAUCGUGGCGAUCGGGGACCGUCUCCUGUGCUCCUCCAGUCAUCAGGAGAUCUGUGAGCUCAUGAACAACCUUCCCGUCACGCUCGUCCUGGAAGUCAGGAGACCAGUUUCAGCUGUAGAUCGAUUAUCCAGUCUCAUGAUGUCGUCAGGCGGAUGUGAUGGACCUGCAGAGGAGACGAGCGGUCUGGACAGCGACGGGGCAGACGACCAGGGAAGCAGAGCCUCACCUGAGACACAACUCACACCUGCAGCCCAACCUAACCACAGCAGUCAGAUCCCCGUCACCAACAUAGACGACUUCAUCAGCGAGCUGAACUCCUCCCCUGAUAAAAGCACGUCUGCCAAACUCCCAACCGACACUACGGCCUCAGACGGCAUCAGCCUGCCAGGACAUGACGAAAGCACCGCUCAGGCUCCGACUCGUCCAAAUCUGCUGAAUUUCUCAAUUUUAGACACAGAAAACAAACCUCCCCUCCUGCCAGUGGGCAAAACAUUCUUAAACAAUUACUCCAGAAACUUCCAUCCCGUCACAGGAGAGGGGGCGGGCUUCUCUAACGGCGUGGACCCCGAGGGGCCAGGCGUCGGGUCCAAGCACAUGUACGACAUGGCUGAGGACAGCGAUUCUGAAAGCGACUCCACCACCACCGACAACACGGCGAGGGCGGGCCUCCAGCACCAGGAACCGGACACUGACGAGGAGGAAGUGGAGCUCUGUUACAGUGGAGUCCAGCAUCCCAGCCCCCCGGGAGAGGGGACAGACGGGACAUUGUCUCCCCAGCAUCCCCUCACCUCCGCCAGCCUCGACACGAACGACCCCGGCCUCUUUGAUGUGGUACAAGACUCUGCCGCGGUCUCCAUCCAGAACAAAGGCUCGUCUGUCGUGACAAGCCGAACCCCUCUCCCUUCUGCGGCUCCGCGGGACACUCAGCCCUCAGGUGCCUCUCUGCCCGCUGAGCCGGAAGCUUCCUCCUUCCCUAAGGGGAGGGAGGAGUCUUCUAAGGAUGAAAACGGUGUGCCGGCUGCUGGGCCUACACAGUGCCGGGUUAAUGGUGCCACGGCCACCUGCGACAGCGUUGUGGCACCUGCUGCAUCCGCUCAGGCACGGCUGAGUGUCUGCAGCCCCUCCCCCACGCUGGGAGCCCUCAGCGUCACGUCUCUGAGGCAGGACAGGAGAGGGAGGCUGAACUGUAACGCUUCACUGAACUCUGCUCCGGGGAAAUCACACAACGCGCCGUCAUCCCCCCUCUCGACGGAGCCGAAGCCUUCCAACUGCAGCGAGGGGAGAUCAGGCGUCAGAUCACCCGCUCCGCUAACGCAGAGAGACAAGGAGAGAGAGAAAGUCGUAGCUUCUCUUGAAGCUAGAACAGUUCAGAACCCUCCUGCGAGUCCUUCUCUCAGGACAGCAGCUAACCUUCUCAGUAGCAGCUCAGCGCCCCCCUCUGGCUCCAGACUCAAACUACAGGACAAAACACAAAAAUCGAGCACCUCGCCAAAACUGAAGGGCCUCACUAUCAAGAGUAAAUGCAACCAUCAGGAGCAGCUUUCUCCAAAACCAGUGAGAGCUGAAAGUCCGAUUCUUAGGAGGACCGCCGCAUCCCCAGUCCAGUCCCCCAAACUACAACCCAAGAAGGUUGCUUUGACCAGUGGCGUUAAGACGGGUAAACAGCUUGAUAAGAGCAACAGCCCUGCAUCACCCAAACGCUGCCCAGAGAAGACCAAGACCAACGCCACGUCCUUAAACACGACUGAGUCAACCACAAAGACAAAAGACGAUCCUCAUCCCAGUACAAAGGACCAGGAGACCCAGCUGGUCUCCCAGCAGAAGGACCAGGAGACCCAGCUGGUCUCCCAGCAGAAGGACCAGGAGACCCAGCUGGUCUCCCAGCAGAAGGACCAGGAGACCCAGCUGGUCUCCCAGCAGAAGGACCAGGAGACCCAGCUGGUCUCCCAGCAGAAGGACAGAGCGGAGACAUCGACCACCCAGAGGACUUUCAUCGAGGUACGACUCUCAUCUACGUUGACUCCUGUUUUGCCGCGGAAGGAAACCGUGAAUUCAAAGGACUCAAAAGCUCUGGGUGUUACACUGCACAACGAUGUAAACGCCAGCACCGAUCCCUGUUCAUCCCCUAAUGCUCCCAGUUCGACGCCUCAGCCAGAAAACACAAACAGCACCAUAAGCUAUGCAGAGGCGACAUCCGUAGAACCAGUCCCUGAGACCAAUCUACCCACAAACAACGGGCCGUUGAAUAGUCAACAAAAAAACUCAAGCACAACAGAAACCGCUACGAGCGUCAAAUCGAACAGAUCCAAACUCUGUUCCAAGACGAUGGAGCGUCGUAGUUUCUCCUCAGAAACUGGCGCGCCCGCGGACCACAACCCCUUUUCCGUCCGGCAACGGAUCAAAUCCUUUGAGAACCUGGCCAGCUUUGAUAAGCCGGUGGUCAGGUGCUUCGAGGUGCAGUCGUACGGCCAGCCGUCCAAGCCCCCGCUCAGCCGGAGGCUGUCGGGGUACAUCGCCGGCUCCAUCAGCUCCGUGGACUCUCGCUCUCUACGUCGGAGCCUCAGCUCCUGCAUGGACAACUUCAACCCCGCCGUUCCCACGUCGCCUACGCCCAACAAGCCUCCGUCGAGCCUGGUGCUCAUAAACCUCGAGCUGCCAGCCCAGAGCUUUCGCGAAGCCCCCCCGCCCGGUGACGAAGCUCUUGAGAUGCCGAAAGUGUUCCCUGAGGCGUCCCCGCUUCCACCCCAGACGCCUCCGGUGUUGAGAAGCAGGCAGACCAGGGGGCACGGCGGCAGGCACGGCGGGGGCCACGGCGGCGGGCACGGCGGCCUCUCCCGCUCCAGGCUGAGAGAAUUGAGGGCUCUCAGCAUGCCUGAGCUGGAUAAGCUUUGUACGGAGGACUUUGCCAGCGAACCAGGGACAGUCACGUUUAAAACCCAUCUGGAGAUUCACCCCACCAGGAGCUCAGAGCUGGCCUCCACAGAGAGCAGCCUGCAGUCUGCAGCUCCCCUGGGCAGGUCAACCCGGGGAGCGGCGGAGGCAGAUGGAGGGUCCCUCCAGGGGAAAACCAACGGACCACAAACAGACCAACACAGCUGGUCCAUCAGUUUGAAGGAGCUGGCUGGCUCCCCUGUGAACCAGAGCAGGCUGCAAGCCGUCCUGGCCUCUCUGACCACCAAAUCAGAUGUGCUGGUCUUGCUCCAGGAAGCCAAAGCUCUCUCUGAGGUGAAAGAUGAUACUCACUUUGUGGUGUUCACCAAAGACGAGGGCUCGGGGCUGGGCUUCAGCAUCGCCGGAGGGAUGGACCUGGAACAGAAGGCUGUCACGGUCCAUCGUGUGUUCCUGACGGGGGUCGCUGGAACGGAAGGUACCAUUCAGCGGGGGGAUCACGUCCUGUCCAUAAACGGCUCCAGUCUGGAGGGUACGACCCACGGAGAGGCUCUGUCCUGCCUGCACCAGGCCCGGCUGAAGACGCAGGCCCUGGUGGUGACCCGCAGAAGCAAGGACUGGGAAGCUCACCUGUCUCCUAGACGACACCUGUCCAGCCACUCAGGACACACCUGCCCCAAGAACAACACCCUGGACACCAUAGGAGCGGUGGAGGUGGGCCCAGGCGGAGCCAUGAGGGUGGAGCUGCAGAAGACAUCUGCUGGGCUGGGCUUCAGUCUGGAGGGGGGAAAGGCCUCCGCCCUCGGGGACCGGCCGCUCCACGUCAAACGCAUCUUCAACGGCGGCGCUGCAGAGCUGUCGAGGGUGAUCCACGUGGGGGAUGAAGUCCUGGCCAUCAACGGCCGGUCUCUACAGGGGCUCAUGCACUACGAUGCCUGGAACGUCAUCAAGGCCGCCAGCGAAGGCCCCGUCCAGCUCGUCAUCCGCAAACCCAGCACCUCUGUAUGAUUUAGCUCCCAGAGGACGGGUGCCAAAUGUGCUCCACAACGGUACGAGCUCAAACAAGCGUGCCAACGCCAGGUUGAGAGUGUGGACGAGACUGAUCUAAAGGCUUUGUUUGUUCACUUUAAUACUUUUUUUAUGGACUCUUGGACGGCUUAGGGUGGGGUUCCUGUGUUGACAUGUGCUGUGUGAAAUGCAAUGCAGAACGUUUGUGGUCUGUGUUGGUAGAGUUUUGUUACUGCUGUGUGUCUAUCCAUUUAUCUAGAGCUCAGAAAAAAACGACAAUCGUGCUUUUGCAUCUUUCACCUUGAACCUGACAAAACUGUUGGUGUGAUUGCAUAAGAACUUCAAACAGAAUCUCAACCCCAGUUUGUAGAGACAUGUGAUAACAAAGACUUCAGAAAGAAGACUUUACACAUAUAAGGAGCUAUCACUAGGAAAUCUGUACUCUUGAAAUGUGAUCUUUGUUUACCCUCACUUGCCUUUUAAAGCUUUCAUUCCCUUUCUCUGACCAUCCAUAUCUGUCAUGGGUGGGGAGGUUCACCUGUCAGAGGGCCUUCCAUAUUUCCUUAAAAAUGCUGUAUUUUUUAAAACAUGUCUAACUCUAGGAACACUACAGUACUUUUGUGGUUGCACUUGAACUUGUUUGUUUUCCUACAACUUGUAUUCUGAUUCUCCCUGUUGUUCGCAACCCAAGUGGCCAACAAUUCAUCAUUUGAAAUUCAGUCACGCUACUUCAUAAAUCAUGUGUGUUUACUGUCAAAGCUUGAAUUUAUAAGUUACUCAUUAGUUCAGACCUAACAGGAUGUUAUGGAUGUGUUUGUGAGCCUGGUAAGUCAUGGAUGCGUGGCUUUUAACAGCACAUGACCAAGUCAGUUUCAGUUUCUUUCAUUCUUGUGCGUCACAAGACUUACAAACCGUCAUUGCUCUUUGAGUGACUCAUAAAGGAAGGAAGUUAGAGCACACCUGCGUCCCGUUAUAUCAGUUUCACCCCCCCCCCCAUUUUCCUGGUAAAAAGUACAUUUGUUGCAGUUUUUCUGUUCAAAAUCCAGAGACAUAAUGACAACUUCACAUUCUUAUCAGGAAAAGUAUGUCAGCAGGUCUAUAUAGUAGCAUCUCUUUGAAAUAACCCCCGAUAUAAUUUUAUUUAUUAUACUUUUAUGUUUCGUAACAGGGGAAGGAAUCAUACUUGUCACGAUAGCACAAGCAUGGACUUGUACAGCUGUUAAAACAAUUGCAACGCACCCAGCUCUUGCAGAAAGCUUGAAGCACAAUUCUUUUUCAGAUGCGAACUGUAAAUACUCUUGUCUUGGUUUUAUGAACAUUUCGUUGUAUUAUUGUACAAUAGCUUUUGGCUAAGAUGUGUAUUUUAAAUAGCAUGGCAGGAUUUAUGGUGUCUCUUUUUGUCAUUUUCAUUGGCUGUCAUUUUGAAAGGUUAUGGGUGACUGGUUAUAUCAUGUAUUCAAUCUGUAUCACAAAUUAUAUUCAUCUUAAAACCGGACAUUGUCUCCAAUAUUGACAAUCAAAGAUGAUGUGGCACGCUAAAAAAAGAAAAGAAUAUCUAAAUGUUAAAAGUUUAAAGAAAAUUAAAGGCUGUUUUGGGGCUUCUGGUUAUCAAAAAGCCUUUGAAUUAUGGCAAUGUCUUGUUUCCCUGCUUGUAUAUAAAUAAUCUGGGGUAUAUUUUCUCAUUUUGUGGUAUCACGCAAAAACAUAAGAUGUUGUCUUACACCGUCUUUCCUCACUCAAACAUUUAAGACUGUUAAAUAGUGUAUAUUUAUAUUGUAGUGUAUAUUUUGUCUUACAGGGUUUGCAAUACCUGUAUUUCUAGGAUCAGAUAAUUCAGGUGUUAAAAAGAGAUGGAUUAUUUUGGAGAAAUUUCACCAAUGGCAUUUCUGUUGACAUUUGUUUUGAAAGAUUUUUUUUUAUCUGUCAAUAAUGUGCAAAACUUUCGGUAUUAUUAAAGCAUGUAAAUUGUCUGCUU
This is a messenger RNA of Osmerus eperlanus (European smelt), 9891 nucleotides long. It is a transcript of the gene pdzd2, whose product is annotated as PDZ domain containing 2. NCBI's taxonomy places the organism in Eukaryota, Metazoa, Chordata, Actinopteri, Osmeriformes, Osmeridae. The transcript has 26 exons. Gene Ontology annotation, molecular function: protein binding. The coding region runs from base 105 to 7916 and encodes 2603 amino acids. The record is from RefSeq and is a predicted model, not a curated record.